CCCUCCUCCAGGGGUACUGUCUGGGCGUUGACCAGCCUGGUCCUCAGGCGCCCGCAGUAUGAGGCCGAAAGGGUCAAUAAGAGACCCAAGAAGCGGAGUGGGUCGGCCCGUGGGAGGAGCGACUCUGACGUAUCCAGCCCGGCCAUGUCGUCUCCGGCCUCUCCUGAGCGAGCCUAUAGCUCUGCCUUGUCAUCGUCUGGGAUGGGCAACGGCAACGGCAACGGCAGCGAAAGGCCCGUCAAGCGUAGGAGGAAAUCGGUUCACUUCCUUGUAGCUCCGGAUGAGGAUGUUGCCGACUCCGUGUUUAAUAAUGACAUGGAGUACUACUGGCAAGCGUUCCCCGAGGAUGCCCCUUUUCGCGAGAGGCUGAGUUGGACAUAUGACUAUUACACUUCAUGGCGGGGCUCCGGCUGGAAUUUUGCAAUUUCCACCAUACCAACCUUCGACCCUCCACGAAAACCCCGGUCGGGAGAGUUGGUCCAGAUCGAGUCAAUCCCAGUUAGGUCCAGGGCAGGCGUUUCCCGUCCCGUCAGCAACAGAGGGCUACUCCUCACCAGGCUCGGAAGAUCUGUGCUGGCAUACCUGGCACUCGACGUCUGUUCCACUCUCAUGAGGCAUGAUCCUUAUUUCCGCACCGGUCGUCACGAAGUAGCCCCGUCCCCGUCGGCCCCGUUGGCUCCUCAUCUUCCUCCCGCCUUGCUGUACAUAUACAGGAGCUUCCUCGCAUCCCUGAUAGUCUUCAACGCCCUGUGGGCCCUGUUCUCGAUGGACCAGGUCAUCAGGCGCUGGCUGAUGACCAGGCUCUUCGGCAGGGACGUCCGCACCGAGCUGUGGCUGUACUCGGACACCUUUGGGUCCUUUGCCCAGGUUCUCGACCACGGCCUCGGCGGUCUAUGGGGGCGAUCCUGGCACCAGACCUUCAGGAUAGGAUUCACGGCGCCUUCGGUGCUCCUCCUCGCAGGGACGCGCAGCAAGGCUGCCAAGAAGCUCCUAAGCUCGCUGGUCGCCUUUUGCAUCUCGGGCGCCAUGCACGCCACCGGCAGCUUCACCAUGCCGCGCGGCGCCAGGCCCUGGAUGCCCUGGCUGUUCUUCGUCCUGUCCUGGGUCGGCACGGCCGCGCAGACGGCCCUGUACCACGGCCUGCGUCUCGACCGCGUCGCCCCGAGGCUCCCCACGCUCGCGCGGAGGACGUCCAACCUGCUGUUCUCCUGCGCCUGGCUGCUCCUGACCUGCUGGGUCUUUGUCGACGACAUGUGCCGCGCCGGCAUGUGGAUGUUUGAGCCCGUCCCCUUUUCCUUUGCGCGCGCCGGCGGCUUGGGUCUGCCCGGCGACCAAGACGUGUGGCGUAUCAAGGAGCCGCUCAUCUAUUGGCAUUCCGGGAGACACUGGUGGGAUACUGGACUUGCUGCCUAA
Messenger RNA from Pyricularia pennisetigena, 1413 nucleotides. RefSeq lists its product as uncharacterized. The record is from RefSeq and is a predicted model, not a curated record. The transcript has 2 exons. Bases 145 to 1413 code for a protein of 422 amino acids. Gene Ontology annotation, biological process: lipid metabolic process. NCBI's taxonomy places the organism in Eukaryota, Fungi, Ascomycota, Sordariomycetes, Magnaporthales, Pyriculariaceae.